AUGUCACAACCACAGAGAUACUCUAGCGUACCUGGAUUCGGCUCACAAGGGGGAUACAAGGAUUAUCCAGAGAGUGGAACAGUAAGGAGGAAUUCUGGUUUUGAUUUCGAUAAUCUUGUCGACGAUAGAUAUCAUACCCCCCAAUUCCUUGCAAACCCUUCGCUAUCAAAUACCUCAUCGACAUAUAAAGAUCUUUCAUCUCAUCCACAUCGAUCUCGAUCGUCUUUCGGAUCAGGUGCAGCUUUGGGUACAGCAGCCGGUGCAGGAACAGGAAUAGGAUCAACGAUGCCAUUGAUGAGUGAGACCUCAAGACCUUUUGCAGCUGAUUAUGCAAGACAAAAUAUACCUUCAGAAGAAUAUUAUCCGAUGACAGACACGAUCGCCAAUCAGAAUGGUGGAUUCACAGCGACGACACCACCUAGAUCAAAUAAGAAGAAAUGGCUCAUAAUAGGUGGUAUAGUAUUGGGUAUAAUAGCUUUGAUAGGUAUCAUAGUCGGAGUAGUAGUCAGUCAAGUGAAUAAGAAUAACAAUUCAUCCAGUGGAACUUCGAGUGUCAAUGGAUCAGAUGGAUCAACUUUGAAAAAUUCAAAUGAUCCAAGUGAUUUUGAUAAAGAUGAUAAUUUACAUCAAUCGUUCUGGGGUUUCGCAUAUACUCCUCAAAACGCUCAACCGCCUUGGUGCGGAGCAAGUCAGUCGAACGUCACCAGAGAUAUUCAACUCUUAUCACAAGUAACUACUAGACUGAGAUUAUACGGAGCAAAUUGUAAUCAAUCUGCUUUAGUCUUACAAGCUAUUCAAGAUACAAAAGUGAAUAUGACUGUAUGGUUGGGAAUAUAUGUCGAUUCGAACGAGACUGCAUAUACCAGUCAAGUGUCUGCUGUAUCUGAUGCCUUGAAGACAUACGGCACAGAUCAUGUAUCAGGAGUCACAGUGGGAAACGAGUAUAUUCUGAACACCGCAGGAACAGAUUCUUUGACAUCCUCAGUCUACUUGGCAGCGGUGAAAACUAUCGCUGAUAAGAUAACGGAAGUCAAUACUACCGUCCAAGCAUUAGGAUUGAGCAAAGCCUUACCUAUUGGUACAAGUGAUGCUGGAAGUGUCAUGAGUGAAACUUUGGGCGAAGGCAUCGAUUACUUCAUGGCCAAUGUCCAUCCAUGGUUUGGUUCAGUUGCCAUCGAUGAUGCUGCCUCAUGGACCGAUCAAUUCUUCCAGGAAUUCGACGUGGAACCGGCUGCGUUAGCAAGUAAUAAGCCAGACGUCUACAUUGCGGAAACAGGCUGGCCAACAGCUUCCAUGAAUGCCAGUGAGGCAAAUGAUGGUGCUGGAAGUCCACAAGGUGAUGCUAGUGUAGCGAAUCUACAGACUUUCUUGGAUACAUUCGUCUGCCAAGCAAAUACCAAUGGGACACAAUAUUUCUACUUCGAAGCCUUCGAUGAACCUUGGAAAGCUCAAUACGGAGGAGUUGAACCUUAUUGGGGAUUAUGGGAUUCAGAUAGGAAUCUGAAGAAUGUUACUAUUCCAACAUGUUCAUGA
This is a messenger RNA of Kwoniella shivajii, 1533 nucleotides long. RefSeq lists its product as uncharacterized. The coding region runs from base 1 to 1533 and encodes 510 amino acids. Gene Ontology annotation, biological process: carbohydrate metabolic process. The transcript has 11 exons. Lineage: Eukaryota; Fungi; Basidiomycota; Tremellomycetes; Tremellales; Cryptococcaceae. The record is from RefSeq and is a predicted model, not a curated record. Gene Ontology annotation, molecular function: hydrolase activity, hydrolyzing O-glycosyl compounds.